UGACAAAGCCCCUCAGUCCCCUGAUUUACUCCUCCAGCUCCUCCAGCGGCGUUUAUUAACGACCUCACAUCCACGAGAGAACAUCUCAAGGACUCUCCGUGAGUUUCACCUGCUUACAGAAGUCGAACUUGAUUUAUUGGAGCUGUUUUUAUAACGUAGGAUCUCACGGGAAUAAAAUGACGGAAAAACACUGGAGUUUUGCCGGCGUGUGGCUGCUGCUGUGUCUGAACACUGUGGUUUCAGGAUCUUUCCCACAGGCUCAGGCAGUCACUUGGGUUUCUUACAAUUUUAAGACAAUAUUAACGUGGCGCCCUAAACCAGUAAACUACUCUUACACCGUGGAGUUCUCAAAAUUUGGGGGAGACAAUCAACGGACCUCUCAUUGCAUUCAGAUGAAUAAAACUGAAUGUGAUCUCACAGUCGAAUUUGCAGAUCUGAAGAGCAAGUACACAGCAGACGUUCUGUCCGAACCUUUGCCGGGCGUGUCCUUUGAUUCCCCCGAGUUCCCACGCACGCCUUCUGAUCAGUUCUGCCCUUAUCAAGACACCUUUAUUGGCAGUCCUAAAUUUAAGAUCGAGGUGAGCAAGGACGAACGGAUGACAACCCUCUACAUAGAAGAUAUUCCAACAGCACUCCUUGAUGCACAGAAGAAGACACGAACAAUUCAGGAUAUCUUUCAAAAUGACUUGCAAUACAUAGUCACUUACAAUAAAGCCAAGAGCUCUGGAAAGAAAGUGAAGAUGAGUGCAAGCAACCAGGUAGAGCUACCAGACCUGGACAGAGGGGUGAGUUACUGCUUCACUGUGCAAGUCCAAAUUCCCUCCAGAGGCAGUAAAAAUCAGCUUGGAGAGUUAAGUCAGGUUCAGUGCUCUCCAGGUAACACGUCUUUUUUUGAAGAAUACAGCAUUGGGGUGAUUGCUGGAUGUAUCCUGGCCAUCCUUGUCAUCAUAUCAACGCUGAUUGUUGUCAUAGUUAUUUGUUGCAAUCGACGUCAGAAACGAGAUAAUGAGAAGAAUGAGGGGGUACCUUUAAAGGGUGUGUGAAAACUCACACUCAUGGGAAUACACGGUACUGGAGUUAACAUUUCUUGUUGAACAUUACAGUGUUAAACACUGUAAUUCAUUUAGUUUCUGUGAAACUAAACAAGGUAGACAUAACACAGGAUUUACUAUUUAACAAAUGUCUGCAGAUGUACAUUUUUUGCGGGUUUUUUCUGUCGGUACGUUCAAUCACUGGGAUUCCAUACUGUUUUAUAUUUUAUAUUUCAUAAGCACUACCUAACAACAGUACUACUUUUAUAAUAGAUGCUUUAUUUUUGUAGUUUACAUAAGUGAUCUGUAUAUUAGUUUAGUAAAAAGAUAUUUAUUGUUUUGCAGUUUGCUGAUUUAAUUGAUGUUAAAUUAACAUACAAUAUAUAAAAGAAAUGAGAGAUUUAUAUUGCAUACAUACAUCUUUGGAUAAACAACUGGGGAAAAUAGCAAUGGACAUUAAAAUGUUUAUAGAAAUGUGAAAUCUAUAGUAAAAGGUACAGAACUUUUUUUAUUAUUAUUAUUAUUUAAGGUUAAGCUACAAAUAAAUUCUCUUUGUUCAUGUA
Molecule: messenger RNA, 1594 nt
Organism: Silurus meridionalis
Lineage: Eukaryota; Metazoa; Chordata; Actinopteri; Siluriformes; Siluridae
Gene: f3a
Product: coagulation factor IIIa
Exons: 6
Coding region: 177-1043 (288 amino acids)
Biological process (GO): blood coagulation
Cellular component (GO): membrane
Molecular function (GO): protein binding
Source: RefSeq, a predicted model, not a curated record